AUGGCGAUCCAACAGGGCAAAGUCAUGUCUCCCAGCUGGUCCUGGCGCGUCGCACUCGCAUGUGCAACUUUCUCGAGUACAAAGGUCGGUCCUCGUCACCAGCCAACGUCAACAAGUGGUGCACCCCCGAAAUCUGACACUCGGCACGCAGACUCCAAAAUCGUCUACCGCCGAUAUGCCUCGCUCUUCUUCAUCGCCGGCGCCGACUCGGACGACAACGAACUCAUCACGCUCGAGGUGAUCCACCGCUACGUUGAACAAAUGGACAAGUACUACGGCAACGUGUGCGAACUCGACAUCAUCUUUUCCUUCACCAAGGCCUAUUACAUCCUCGAUGAGCUGCUGCUGGCCGGCGAGCUGCAGGAGAGCAGCAAGAAGAACGUGCUGCGAUGCAUUUCGCAGCAGGAUGCACUCGAAGAUAUGGAGGAUUCGCAAGAGGUCGAGCAUGCGCUCAAAGAAGCAGGCUUGAUCUGA
Messenger RNA from Verticillium alfalfae VaMs.102, 474 nucleotides. Its product is annotated as AP-1 complex subunit sigma-1. Bases 1 to 474 code for a protein of 157 amino acids. NCBI's taxonomy places the organism in Eukaryota, Fungi, Ascomycota, Sordariomycetes, Glomerellales, Plectosphaerellaceae. Gene Ontology annotation, biological process: protein transport; vesicle-mediated transport. The record is from RefSeq and is a predicted model, not a curated record. Gene Ontology annotation, cellular component: intracellular membrane-bounded organelle. The transcript has 4 exons.